Messenger RNA from Daucus carota subsp. sativus, 1569 nucleotides. Its product is annotated as VAN3-binding protein. Bases 86 to 1549 code for a protein of 487 amino acids. Lineage: Eukaryota; Viridiplantae; Streptophyta; Magnoliopsida; Apiales; Apiaceae. The transcript is spliced from 7 exons. Gene Ontology annotation, biological process: auxin-activated signaling pathway; leaf vascular tissue pattern formation; phloem or xylem histogenesis. The record is from RefSeq and is a predicted model, not a curated record.
UGCCAAGCGCCAUCUUUCUUUUAAAAAGCCAAACCAACAAAUUACCAAAACAAACCAACUCAACUCUCUUUUCUACCCAAGCAACAUGGAAAGCAAGAGGCCGGACCGUACACUUUCCGGCGAAGUUCAGCUGCCGGAAAGCCCACUAGAGCCCAUGCAGUUCUUGUCAAGAUCAUGGAGCCCCUCAGCUUUUCAAAUCUCUAAAACCCUAGUGGGUCCCACCACCCCAAAGCUUGUACUUCAACAAAAACCCAGCACUUCUUCAAAAUGUGCUAAUGCCUCUUCUUCCGGUGCUAAUUCCGGCGCAAAAACCGAUGAAGUACUUAUUUCCGGUGGCUUUCAGCCCGAAGAGUCCGCUCUACUUUCCGGCAACACGUUUUCGUUUGCUUCUUCCGCAACUUCUCAACUUGUUCUUGAACGCAUUAUGUGCCAAUCCGAAGUAUCGCCAUUAACCUCUGGGAGGCUAUCUCACAGCAGUGGACCAUUAAAUGCUUCCCUCACUGAAGACACGUCCGAUGGCCAACCGAUUUCGCCGUCUGACGAGUACGAGGAUGUUGUUAAGUUUUUGAGAGCAAACAACACACUACAGCCCCUAUUUGCAGCCAGUCGCAAUUGUUAUGCGACAAGUGGCAGCAACACUCCAGGCGGAAAGACAGUUGGGAGGUGGCUAAAGGAGAGAAGAGAAAAGAAGAAAGAAGAUACGAGAGCUCAUAAUGCGCAGCUUCAUGCAGCUGUCUCAGUAGCUGGAGUAGCUGCUGCUGUGGCAGCCAUCGCAGCAGCCACAGCCGCCGCUUCAGCUUCUGGAAAGGAUGAACAGAUGGCGAAGACUGACAUGGCUGUAGCUUCAGCGGCUACAUUAGUUGCUGCACAAUGUGUGGAGGCUGCUGAGUCGAUGGGAGCUGAGCGCGAUCAUCUCACAGCCGCGGUUAACUCUGCAGUUAAUGUGAAAUCGCAUGGGGAUAUAUUGACUCUUACAGCUGCAGCCGCCACUGCUUUACGCGGGGCAGCUACGUUAAAGGCAAGAGCGCUGAAGGAAGUUUGGAAUAUUGCAGCCGUGAUUCCAAUAGAUAAAGGGCUUGGAAUGGGGGUAGGCCAGACUGAACAGAAUGGUAUUGUUAAUGGCCACUACCGCGAGGAGCUUUUACCAGAAGAGAAUUUUCUAGGUGUCUGUAAUCAAGAACUCCUUGCCAGAGGAACUGAGCUUCUCAAACGCACUCGCAAUGGUGAUCUUCACUGGAAAAUUGUUUCCAUUUACAUUCACAGAUCUGGACAGGUGAUGCUGAAGAUGAAGAGUAAACAUGUCGCAUCAACCAUAACGAAAAAGAAAAAAAAUAUCGUGUUGGAGGUGUGCAAGAACAUGCCAGCAUGGCCAGGAAGACACUUACUCGAGGGUGGAGAGCAGCGGCGCUAUUUUGGACUAAGGACAACGAUAAGAGGGGUCGUGGAAUUCGAGUGCAGGAGCAAGAGAGAAUAUGAUAUGUGGACUCAAGGGGCGUCAAGACUUCUCUCCAUCGCAUCCGAGGCUAAGAAAAAUGUAUGCAGAACCUAAAUAUCAAAACAUCCAUCCCC